Bathycoccus prasinos is the source of this 1467-nucleotide messenger RNA. RefSeq lists its product with no specific name. Gene Ontology annotation, molecular function: protein binding. The transcript has 2 exons. Gene Ontology annotation, cellular component: cytoplasm. Bases 1 to 1467 code for a protein of 488 amino acids. The record is from RefSeq and is a predicted model, not a curated record. Lineage: Eukaryota; Viridiplantae; Chlorophyta; Mamiellophyceae; Mamiellales; Bathycoccaceae.
AUGGGCCUCGCUUUGAACGAACAGACUAUUCUGCGAAGCGUGCAUAACGUCUCUUCGUCCGAAGCGGUUGCCGUUUGCGACUUGAAAGGUAAAUCGUUGACGGCCAUCGCUUUAUCGACGAACGCCGCCGUCCAGUUUCCAAAUCUGUUGCGCUUAGACUUGAGCGAUAACGCGAUUAAUAACAUUGAAAAUCUGAAACAUUUGAAACAAUUGAAGUGGUUAAACCUUUCGAAUAAUCGGUUAGAAUCGAACGGUUUGGAACCUUUGAGCAGAUGCUGCGAAACUAUUCGCGUGUUGAAUGUCUCUGGAAACCGAUUGAGCAGUUUUGAAGGCGUGUUGGACGCGCCUUUGACGAGAAGUUUGUUAGCGCUGAUUGCCUCGGACAACGCGCUCACGGAGGAGUGCCUGAACGCGGUGAAAAAUUGUAGAGAGUUGAACUCGUUGAUCGUAUCGAACAACUCCAUUGAGAGUCUCAAACACGAGCUUCUUCCGCUUCGCAAGCUUGGAAAAUUUUCGGCGUCGAACAGCGGUAUGCAAAACAUAGGUAAUGACAGCUUCUCUCAAAACACAGAUUUACGAGAACUUCGAUUAGCGAAGAACAAGCUCACGGGUCUGCCGUCGGGAUUGGGUAAAAAUAUCAAUUUACGCGUGCUCGAUUGCUCUCACAAUCAAAUAAAAACCUUUGCCGAAGUGCAAGUGUUGGCGAAACUUCCAAAAUUGACGCAUUUGAGUUUGCGAGGCAAUCCGAUUGCCAUUCUCGAUGGCAAAGCGUACGUAGAUAAUAUCAAGGCAAUGUGUCCUCGACUGCGAACUUUAGACGGGCAUCCUUUGGACAAGAGCCAUCCAGCGUUGCAAGGUGAUGAUGAUGAUGACGACGAUGAUGAUAAUGAUGAAAAGAACACUAAAAACAAGACAAAGCCGACGUUUGGAUUAAAGCGAACGACUGGCGACGACGACGACGACGACGACGACGACGACGACGAGGCAGCAAAAGAAGAAGCGCGUCCGUCGAGUAAGAAAAGAAGGGGCAAACGAGGCAAAAAGAAAAAAGAAGAGAAUAAAAACGAGAAAAGCUUUCUCGAAACAGUAGUGAAUGGUGAAGAUAUCGACGGCGGUGGUAACAAGCACGAUAGCGACGAAGAUGGCGAGGAAGACGACAACGACAAGAACGCAUGGACAGGUGAAGACGGUGACCUGAAUAGCAAUAAAAAGAAAAUAAUAGUUUUAGGAAAGGAGCUGGAAAAGCAAAAACCGUUGAGCGAUAAAGAGUUUGACGAAAAGCUGGAAAAAGAUCGAUUAAAGCAAGCUGGCGUGGUAAAAGUCGAGGAAGUGAAAGUGCACAGACACAAAAACAAAAUCUUUGGAUCAGAGGUAUUUAAGAAGCUCGGCAACGAGGAAAAGAAAAGCGCAUGGGACGACGACGACGACGACGACGGCGAAAAGGGAAAGAGAUGCUCGUGGCAGUAA